AUUCCAAUUGCAACCUCACUUUUUUUCCAAAAUGGAAAAGAAUCUAUUGCUUUGUAUUUUAGUAUUGAUUCCUACCUUUGCAUCCUCAGACUUCUUGCUAACACAUGUCAGAAACAUCAAGAAGCGAAAUGCUGAUAAUGACUUGGUUGUCAAUGGGAUGGAAAUCUAUAGCAUGAAAAUUGAUAGUAAAGUGACUUCCCGCUUUGCACACAAUGUCAUCACCAGCCGAGCUGUCAAUCGUGGAAAUGUGUCCAAAGAAGUUUUCUUUGAUGUUGAUCUCCCUAAGACAGCCUUCAUUACCAACUUCAGCAUGACAAUUGAUGGUGUCACCUAUCCUGGAACUAUAAAGGAAAAAGAAGCUGCAAAAAAGCAAUAUGAGAAGGCUGUUUCGAGAGGACAGACUGCUGGUCUUGUAAAAGCUUCAGGAAGAAAAACAGAAAAAUUCACUGUCUCAGUCAACAUUAAAGCAGCCAGUAAAGUCACUUUUGAACUCACAUAUGAGGAACUGCUGAAGCGACAGUUUGGAAAAUAUGAAAUGUUCAUCAAAGUGAAACCAAAGCAGCUUGUCAAAGAUUUUGAGAUUGAAGUAGAUAUCUUUGAGCCCCAGGGUAUCACUGAGCUGGAAGCAGAAGGAACAUUCAUCACCAAUGAGCUACAAAAUACCAUUAAAAAAACUUUUUCAGGAAAAAAGGGCCAUAUCUCUUUCAAGCCAACCCUCGACCAGCAGCGAAGGUGUCCAAGUUGCUCAGAGUCUGUCUUGGAUGGGGAUUUCACUGUAAAAUAUGAUGUGAAGAGAACAACUCCAGAUAAUUUGCAGAUUGUCAAUGGCUAUUUUGUACACUUCUUUGCACCAACAAAUCUUCCAAAGCUGUCCAAGAAUAUUAUUUUUGUAUUGGAUACUAGUGGCUCAAUGUCUGGAAGAGAAAUAGAACAAACAAAAGAAGCACUGCUAAAAAUCCUAGAUGACAUUAAAGAAGAUGACUUCUUCAAUUUCAUAUUAUUUGAUAGUGAAAUAUCUACCUGGAAAGAAACAUUAAUCAAGGCCAGUCCUGAGAAUUUGGAUGAAGCGAGGAAGUUUGUUCGGCAAAUUUCUGCUCAAGGCCUGACAAAUUUACAUGGUGGUUUGAUGAGAGGAAUUGAUAUUCUGAAUGCUGCUCAUGAAGAAAACCUUGUGCCCAAGAGAAGCGCUUCUAUAAUUAUCAUGUUAACAGAUGGUCAGCCAAAUGUAGGUGUAUCCAAUACUCAGGAGAUUGAGAAAUCAGUGAAGAAGGCCAUUGAUGGCAGAUACACCUUAUACAACCUUGGCUUUGGCAGUGGUGUUGACUAUGGCUUCUUGGAGAGGAUGGCCCUGGAGAAUAAAGGAUUGGCCCGUCGGAUUUACCCUGACUCUGAUGCAGCUUUGCAGCUUCAGGGGUUUUAUGAUGAGGUGUCAAAUCCCAUGCUCAUAGAUGUGGAGUUAAACUACCCAGAAAAUGAAAUAUCAGACCUAACUACUAACAGCUUCAAGCAUUUCUAUGAUGGGUCUGAGAUUGUGGUGGCUGGGCGCUUUGUAGACAGCAACCAAAACCAUUUGUCUGUGGAUGUAAGAGGUGAAGGUGCUCAGGACGCCCUGUCGUACACUACACAGCAAGGAGCUGAGCAGACAGCUCAGGCUUUCCAAGAACAGCAAUACAUAUUUGGAGAGUACAUUGAAAGGCUCUGGGCUUAUCUUACCAUUGAACAACUCUUGGAAAAACGCAUUACAGCCACAGGAGAAGAAAAGGAAAACCUUACAGCUCAAGCCCUGGCUCUCUCACUAAUGUACAAGUUUGUAACACCACUGACAUCCAUGGUGGUAACAAAACCAGAAGAAGAUGAAAAUGAAGAGGGGAUUGCUGAUAAACCCACUGAAGAUGCUUUUUCUGGCACUUCACCAGCCUAUCACACAUAUGCAUCACCACCCACGUGGUAUACCAGUGUUGAUGGAGAUCCACACUUCAUUAUAUCAGUGCCACAAAAAAAAGAUGCCAUUUGUUUCAAUAUCAAUGAAAACCCUGGCAUGAUCUUAAAUUUAAUAACUGACCCAGUUACAGGCAUCACAGUCAAUGGAGAACUUAUUGGUGAUAAGAGAGUAAAUAGUAAUGCAAAGAUCCAAAACUCAUAUUUUGGAAAACUUGGUAUUGCAAAUAAGCACCUGGAUGUAAAGCUGACAGUUACUCCUGAGAGGAUCACAAUUGAGAAUGGUGAUGAAAAAACAGGUUUCACCUGGCUGGACUCAGUCACCUUGCAACAAGCAGGAUUAACUUUGAUAAUUAACAGGAAAAAAAAUCUGGUGCUCUCAAUGGGCAGUGGUGUCUCAUUUGUUGUUGUUUUGCACCAAGUGUGGAAGAAACAUCCUCUCCACCAAGAUUUCCUGGGACUGUAUACAUUGAAAAGUGAUAAACUGUCUGAACAGACCCAUGGAUUAUUAGGGCAGUUUUUCCGGCCCAUUGACUUCACCAUACUUGAAAUUCAUCCUGGCUCUGAUCCCAAGAAACCAGAUGCCACAAUGAUUGUUAAGAACAAUGAACUGACAGUAACAAGGGGCUGGCAGAAGGAUUACAGAAGAGAUCCUGCACACGGGGUUGAUAUUCCCUGCUGGUUUGUCCAUGACAAUGGAGCUGGGCUGAUAGAUGGUGUUCACACAGAUUAUAUUGUUUCCAGUCUCUUCUAAGUAACUUCCUCCAGAAGCACAGGCAGACAAUAUUUGUCUGAAAGAACAGUAUUUUCAAUGUAUAAGAUCUAUUCAAAGCAUAUAAGCAUACAUGUUUAGCAAGGACAAGGUAUGAUGGAUUCUCAUAAAGAGUUUUACUCUGUAUUUGAUCCAAUCUGAAGGGCAAGAUCCCUCAUCCUCUGAAGUGACCUCCUUAUUAGGUUUAAAAUUCUGACUUAAAAUGGUACUUUGUUACAUAACAGAAACCCUCUACCCAAUUUUUAAUCAAUAAUUGAGUGUCAGGAGUGAUUAAAUAAAAGUAUCAAUACUCA
Molecule: messenger RNA, 3003 nt
Organism: Melospiza melodia melodia
Lineage: Eukaryota; Metazoa; Chordata; Aves; Passeriformes; Passerellidae
Product: inter-alpha-trypsin inhibitor heavy chain H3-like
Exons: 21
Coding region: 32-2692 (886 amino acids)
Biological process (GO): hyaluronan metabolic process
Molecular function (GO): serine-type endopeptidase inhibitor activity
Source: RefSeq, a predicted model, not a curated record